This is a messenger RNA of Xiphias gladius (swordfish), 907 nucleotides long. It is a transcript of the gene mrpl11, whose product is annotated as mitochondrial ribosomal protein L11. The transcript is spliced from 6 exons. Gene Ontology annotation, molecular function: structural constituent of ribosome; large ribosomal subunit rRNA binding. The record is from RefSeq and is a predicted model, not a curated record. Gene Ontology annotation, biological process: translation. Gene Ontology annotation, cellular component: mitochondrial large ribosomal subunit; ribosome. NCBI's taxonomy places the organism in Eukaryota, Metazoa, Chordata, Actinopteri, Istiophoriformes, Xiphiidae. Bases 190 to 777 code for a protein of 195 amino acids.
AGUUGCUCCUCCAGUCCAGCAGGUGGCAGGGGUGCAAAUACCGGCAACAAACAGUCUGCUGUGUUCAGUUAUCCAACAUGUCUGCGCCCUGAAGGAUGCUGCGAACAGCGUGAAGGUACAGGACGAGUGACAGUGAAUGGAUUCUCAUUUGACUUGGAGGCAGAUUUAAGGCUUUCCAGAAAGACCAGGAUGUCAAAGAUCUCCAAAGCAGCCAAGGCUGUGAAGAAAUUGGAUGCAGGCAGUGUAAUCCGGGCUAUAGUGAGGUCAGGUCAAGCAGCCCCUGGACCCCCACUCGGCCCCAUUCUGGGACAGAGAGGAAUCCCCAUAGGGCAGUUCUGCAAGGACUUCAAUGAGAAAACCAAGGAGCUGAAGGAGGGCAUUCCUCUCCCAAUCAAGAUCAACGUGAAGCCCGACAGAACUUAUGACCUGAAGAUCGGCCAGCCCACAGUGUCUUACUUCCUCAAGCAGGCAGCGGGCAUUGCGAAAGGGGCCGGCAAGACAGGCCACGAGACAGCGGGGAUGGUGUCGUUAAGGGCAGUGUAUGAGAUCGCCCAGGUCAAAGCUGAGGAUGAGUGCUUCAAAAUGAGGAACACCUCCCUCGAAACCAUCGUCAAAAGCAUCAUUGGCUCUGCCCGUUCACUGGGCAUCAAGGUUGUCAACAAUCUCUCAGCUGAUGAGUACAAAGUCUUCUUGGAGCAGAGGGAGGAGAAGUUGAAAGCUGAUGCUGCAGCAGCAGCAGCUGCUGCCGCCGAAGCUUUGACGAGUAAAAAGAAAUGAAGACCCGGUACAUCCAAUACUCACCGCCCCAUUCCUGUGUAUGUUGACUUUACACAUGUAUCUCAUUCAUACAGAAACACUGUUAAUGUUGUGAGUGUCAGAUCUUAAUAAACAGUAAAUUCUUACGUGA